Molecule: messenger RNA, 2778 nt
Organism: Closterium sp. NIES-65
Lineage: Eukaryota; Viridiplantae; Streptophyta; Zygnematophyceae; Desmidiales; Closteriaceae
Source: the annotation of a GenBank genome assembly
AUGCGUGGCGGUCCGCGUGGAAUCGCGAGGUUGGGUUCGACGGGAGGUUCCCGCCGGCUGGUUUGUCGAAGCGCGUUGCUGGAAGACGAAUCGGACGGAGAAAGCACGAGAAUCUCACCAGCGCUGAAGAAAGCAGUGCCCGGAGCCAAGCCCGGGGAGCAGCAGGAGCUGGCAGGAGACCACCGCCGCCAGGGAAUCACCAGCGCUGAAGAAAGCAGUGCCAGGAGCCAAGCCCGGGUAGCAGCAGGAGCUGGCAGGAGGCCACCGCGUCAGCUGCAGCUUCCUCUGACAUUCCUUCCAAUCCCUCCCACAUCCACCCCCCCUUCCCCACUUUCAUCCCCCGCCCUCCCCCAGCACCAGAGACUCACCAGCACUGAAGAAAGCAGUGCCAGGCGCCAAGCCCGGGGAGUAGCAGGAGCUGGCAGGAGGCCACCGCGUCUGCUUCUUCCUCUGAUAUUUCUGUCAGGCGCUCCCCCAUCCAUCCAUCCCCCUUCCCCCGCUCGCAUUCCCCCCUGUAGCGCAAGGGAAGCAGCAGCAAAGAGAGCAGUGCCGGGCGCCAAGCCAGGGAGCAGCAAGAGCUGGCAGGAGACCACCGCGUCCGCGGCUGCUGUGGCGGCCCUUCUGGACAGCGCUGCAGGCGCCACCGCUAUAGGCAGCAGCGGAGCAGAAAAGGCUACAACUGCAUUUGCUUCGAGUGCUGCUGCUACAGGCGGCUCUGCUACAGCCGGUGCUGCUGGGGGGGCUGCUACUGGCGGUGCGUCAGCAGCAGGGCCGGCGGCGGCGGCGGUGGGCGAGUUCUGCAUCAUAGAGGGGCCGGACGCGCUGCAGGACUUUGCUCGCAUGCAGCUGACUGAGAUCCGUGACAACAUCACGUCCCGGCGCAACCGGAUUUUCCUGCUGCUGGAAGAGGUGAGGCAGAGGGUAACGGGGCCAAGGAGGACAAACGGUGCAGGGUUGGGAGCAGUGGUGGGCGAGUUCUGCAUCGUAGAGGGACCGGACGCACUGCAGGACUUUGCCCGCAUGCAGCUCACAGAUAUCCGUGACAACAUCACCUCCCGGCGCAACCGGAUUUUCCUGCUGCUGGAAGAGAUUCGCCGGCUGCGCAUUCAGCAGGAGAUCAAGAAUGCAGAGGAGAGCCGCAACAGAGCAGCAGCAGCCGCCGCACGAGCGAAAUUGGGAGGCCUGCCAGUGGAGGAGGAGGAGGAGAUGCCCGAGUACCCCUCCUCGAUUCCCUUCCUGCCCCCACUUAAAACGGACACUCUAAAGGAGUAUUACAUCACAUUCGCCUUCCUUGUCGCCAGCCUCAUCAUUUUCGGUGGCCUUGUGGCGCCCACUCUGCAACUGCGGCUGGGCAUGGGUGGCACGUCCUAUGAGGACUUUAUCGCCAGCAUGCACCUGCCACGCCAGCUCAGUGGCACAUCCUAUGAGGACUUUAUCGCCAGCAUGCACCUGCCGCGGCAGCUCAGGCAAGUGGAUCCCAUAGUGGCCUUCCUCACAGGGGGGGGCGUGGGGGUGCUGUCACCAUUGUCCUUUCCGAAUGCUCCUUUCACCCCUCCUAACAUCCCCUCCCUACUGUCUACUGUCUCAUCACAUGGUGUCUCAACAACACACCCCCGCCAAGUGGAUCCCAUAGUGGCCUCCUUCACAAAGGGAGCUGUGGGGUGGACGUGCUUGGCCUCCUUCACAAAGGGAGCAGUGGGGGUGCUGUCGGCACUGCUCUUUCUGAACACUUGUCGCCUUCCUUUUCCAUCCUCUCAUUACAUCUACCCCUCCCAUGCCAGCCAAGUGGAUUCCAUAGUGGCCUCCUUCACAGGGCGGGCGCCAAGUGGAUCCCAUAGGUGCCUCCUUCACAGGGCGGGCGGUGGGGGUGCUGUCAGCGCUGCUGCUGGUGGUGGAGGUGAUGGUCCCUCCACUGGUGGUCCAUGUCUCCUCCGCUCCCACUCACUCCUCUGCCCCCCAUGCUGCAGCCAAGUGGAUCCCAUAGGUGCCUCCUUCACAGGGCGGGCGGUGGGGGUGCUCCAAGUGGAUCCCAUAGUUGCCUCCUUUACAGGGCGGGCGGUGGGGGUGCUGUCAGCGCUGCUGGUGGUGGAGGUGCCUCACUGCUCACUGAGCCAAGUGGACCCCAUAGCCGCCUCUUUCACAAGGGAGGCCGGUGUGGGUGCUGUCGGCACUGCUGGUGGAGGAGGUGAUGCCUCCGCUGCUGUUAAUGGUGCCUCUUUCUUUCCUCUCAUACCACCCCCUCCGAACCUUCCCUCACAUUACAGUCAAGUGGAUCCCAUAGUCGCCUCCUUCACAGGGGGAGCGGUGGGGGUGCUGUCAGCGCUGCUGGUGGUGGAGGUGAACAACGUGAAGCAGCAGGAGCACAAGCGCUGCAUGUACUGCCAUGGAUCGGUCAGCUCAAGGGUCAACGUGGGGGUGUUGUCAGCGCUGCUGGUGGUAGAGGUGAAUAACGUGAAGCAGCAGGAACACAAGCGCUGCAUGUACUGCCAUGGAUCAGGCUACCUGGCCUGUGCGCGCUGCGCUGCCACAGGCUCGCUGAUCGACGUGCAGUUGGAGGGGGAGGGUUCAGCACGAGGAGCAGCCAAUGGGGCGCUUGCAGCGGCAGCUGAGGGAGCAGGAGCAGAGGGAGCAGUUACUGCUGGGCGGCAAGGCAUGAAGGUGGCCAAGCGGUGUCCCAACUGUGCUGGUCUGCGCAAGGUGAGGAGGGGCGUGGGGAUCGGAAUGCGGGGCAUGUGCAUGCAUGGGGUUGGAGAAAUGGACGUCUGGGCUUUUGUUUGA